Messenger RNA from Perognathus longimembris pacificus (Pacific pocket mouse), 1345 nucleotides. RefSeq names its product Fc receptor like 4 (gene Fcrl4). The coding region runs from base 74 to 1345 and encodes 423 amino acids. The record is from RefSeq and is a predicted model, not a curated record. Gene Ontology annotation, biological process: cell surface receptor signaling pathway. The transcript is spliced from 8 exons. Gene Ontology annotation, molecular function: transmembrane signaling receptor activity. Lineage: Eukaryota; Metazoa; Chordata; Mammalia; Rodentia; Heteromyidae.
UUGCAUUGCCUGUCUGAUUUUCCUGGCCUUUCUUUCACAACUGCUCCUUCUCCAGCUACUGGAGCAGGCCUCCAUGUUGCUGUGUGCAUCCUUGCUCAUCCUUGUUGCAGGCAGUGGACAAUUUGCAGCUGUACCCAAGCCUGUGAUUUCCCUUCAUCCUCCAUGGACCACAGUCUUCUUCGGAAAGACAGUGCGCCUGACAUGCAAAGGGUUUCACUCCUACGAACCCAAGGAAACAAAAUGGUACCAGAAAUACUACACGGGAAAAGCGGAAGAAACAGAAACUUCAGGCAACACCCUGGAGGUCCAUAAAUCUGGAGAGUUCAGAUGUCAGAUUCCGGGCUCACCUGCGAGUGACCCUGUGCAGUUGUCCUUUUCUAGAGGUCCAUUAAUCUUGCAGGCUCCACAUUCUGUGUUUGAAGGAGACACAUUGCUUCUGAGAUGCCAAACAAAUGGGAAAGAGAAACUAUCUUCUGUGAAAUAUAAGUGGAAUGGAAACCUACUCUAUAACUCUAGCAACAGCAUGGAUUUUUCUAUUCCAAGAGCAAGUUUAAAUAACAGUGGCAAUUAUCAAUGCAUUGGAUCUUAUGGCAAAAAUCAUGUGCUUAAAUCAAAUAAAAAAAUUAUUAAAAUUCAAGAACGAUUUCCACAUCCAAAGCUGAAUGCCACAGCCUUUCAGCCCACGGAGGGGUCUUCUGUCAACCUGAGCUGCGAAACGCACCUUCAUCCAGAGCGACUGGACACUCCCCUUCAUUUCAUCUUCUUCAGAGACAACGGAGUCAUCUUGUCCGGCUGGAACAACUCCUCAGAGCUGCAGAUCCCAAUCCUCUGGAAGGAGGACUCAGGAUUAUAUGGGUGUGGCAUCGAAACCGUGACCCACAGCGUCCGCAAACACAGUCUCCUGCUACACAUCAGCGUGCAGAGGAUCCCUGUAUCUCAAGUCUCCAUGGAGACCCAGCCUCCAGGGGGCCAGGCAGUGGAAGGGGAGACACUGGUCCUUGUCUGCUCCAUGGCAGAAGGCACAGGGUACACCACGUUCUCCUGGCACAGGGAGAACAUGAAGGAGAGUCUGGGGAGGAAAACUGAGCGUUCCCAGAGAGCAGAGCUGGAGAUCCCUGCCAUCAGGGCGAGCCAUGCUGGCGGAUACUACUGCACAGCCGAUAACAGCUACGGCCCCGUCCACAGUGAGGUGGUGACCAUCAAUGUGAGAGAGAUCCCAGGCAACAGAAGUAUCCUCGUGGGCUUGGGAGCUGCUGGAGGCCUCUUCAGCAUUCUUCCCCUGCUGCUUUCCUGCUGGAGCUGGAGGAAAUCAGGGAAUGAUUUUCAGGAAGCAGAAACUAAGUAA